AUGAUGAUGAAUUCUUCGUUUCUUUCAUCGGCUUCCUUUAGUGGCCAUCCAUCAACCAACACAGUAGUGGUUGGUUCUUCUGCUCCAACCAUCCAUGCUCAAUAUCGAUGUGAUGUCUGCAAAGUGCAGCCUAUUCAAGGAAUCCGAUAUCAUUGUGAUUCCUGCACAGAUUAUGAUAUGUGCCAGAAUUGUUGGAAGCAUAGAAGAAACGAACAUCCGUCCUUUCAUAACUUUUCAACCUUCGGAACAGCAGGAAGUGGUAGUUUUUUGACGAAUAAUAAUAUAUCAAGUUUUUCAAGUAAUGUUCCAUCAUCAUCGUUUAAUACUAUUAACAUGAUGAAUUCUUCAUCGAGUGUUCCAUCUAGCCUUCCAUCUAACAUGAACACAUCAACAACCUAUACACCUCCAUAUCAACCACCAAUACCAACAAAUAUUCCCAACAACCCAUCAGUACAGCCUCUCUCUCAGCGUGUAUUUUACAAUCAACUUCCGCCAUCAACAAAUAGUCAACCAACCACUUUUUCUCCACCAAAGCCUUUACUCAACCCAACUGUCACUUCAUCCUCUCCUAGUAACGUAAAAUUACCAAGUGGAAAUGUUAUUCCAUUCCAACCAUCAACAACAAGCGGAAGUAGUGUCAAUAACAGUAGUAGUACUCUUGCCCACAACACCACCCACAUCCACAUCAAUCACACCAUACAUGUCAGUGCUGUAACAAGAAAAUUCCAACAAGUAUCUUUCAAUGCGAAACAUGCUUUGAGUUGA
Messenger RNA from Naegleria lovaniensis, 765 nucleotides. RefSeq lists its product as uncharacterized. Bases 1 to 765 code for a protein of 254 amino acids. The record is from RefSeq and is a predicted model, not a curated record. Gene Ontology annotation, cellular component: plasma membrane. The transcript has a single exon. Lineage: Eukaryota; Heterolobosea; Eutetramitea; Acrasida; Naegleriidae. Gene Ontology annotation, molecular function: zinc ion binding.